Messenger RNA from Talaromyces rugulosus, 1308 nucleotides. RefSeq lists its product as uncharacterized. The transcript has 3 exons. Lineage: Eukaryota; Fungi; Ascomycota; Eurotiomycetes; Eurotiales; Trichocomaceae. The record is from RefSeq and is a predicted model, not a curated record. The coding region runs from base 1 to 1308 and encodes 435 amino acids.
AUGAUGUUUCCCAACUACCUGCUCCGCUUCAUCGUGCUAUUUUCAGGGAUCCCGACACUCGCUUUCGUACAGCAGCAAAACAGCGACAGCCAGCUUCCAGUCUCGGUCUUUACACUUCCUUUGGAUAACGGAUCUGAGAACUACACAUUCGCUCUUAAUCUCCCAUCCGACUCCGAAGAGGUUUACUUUCGUCUCGCUGGUCCGGCCAUAUAUUCUUGGAUCGCGGUUGGAACGGGAUCUGAAAUGAAGGAUUCGCUCAUGUUGCUCGUCUACCUGGACAGCGCUGGAAGUAACGUGACACUCAGCCCCAGGUUAUGUACCGGCGAAACGGAACCGGUGUUUUCAUCAUCCCUCGAUGUCGAGAUAUUGUCUCGCACUGGAGUGGUCAACAACACUAUGACUGUCAAUGGCCGAUGUUCCAACUGUCGAAGCUGGAAUACCGGUUCACUGGAUGUGAACAGCACAACUCAACCGUGGAUAUACGCUCUGGGUCCCGAUUCGUCAACUUAUGCCACGUUUAAGAGUGACUCCAAGUUAGCUAGCAUCGAACGGCACUCUCUUUAUGGUCGAUUUACUAUGAAUAUGGUUCAGGCGACCGGUGGUGACAGUAGCAAUAGCAUCUCGUCUAUGCAAUUCACGACUUCUACCGGGUCAGCGGAGGUCGGACAACCGGACAACGACAGCAACUUGCCCACGAUCAUCCACGCUGUGGUGAUAUGUACGGCAUUUAUUGCAAUCAUGCCAGGAGGUAUCAUCAUGCUGCGCGUCAUCCCUGCGAGUGUGCGGUGGCACUGGGUGAACCAGAGUGUCGCAGCAAUCUUGGCUGGUAUUGGCGGAAUUUUGGGCCUCUGGCUGAGCACUAUGUUCAACAAGUCCAAACACUACAACUCAGCACACCAGGUGCUAGGACUGAUCUGUGUCAUUGCAACCUUUAUACAGUGGGGGCUUGGCUUCUGGCAUCAUAGGCAAUAUAAACGCACUCUGAAGUCGACGAAAUACGCCCCUACACAUCGGUAUUUGGGUAGAUUUAUUAUUCCCCUGGCUAUUGUAACCGGGGGCAUAGGUCUGACGUGGUCAUAUGCGUCUAGAGGGGUUGUGAUUGGGUAUGUAGUUGCGGUGAUUGUAUUGGCCGUUGCCACUACUAGUUCUGUAAUGUGGAAGAGUUAUGCCUCUCUUCGGUCACAAAGGACACAGAUGACCGUAGACGAGAGGGAGAUAGGGUCAUCUCCAGCGAAAUAUGUACAGAAUUACCGCUUAGACUCUGGCACGGUACUCACGGAUUUCCCUCAACCGAUGGGGACUCGAUGA